AACUCGUAUAUUAUUAUUAUUUUACAAUAUUUUUCUCGUUUUUCAUUAGUAUCAUAUAAUAAUAUUUACGUUUCGCUGUGUCAAAAGAUCAAAAUUUGCCCACAUCUCAUUAAUUACUAGUACAGCUGUUGUUUGAACGGAUUUUGACGGUUAAUAUUUACCACCGUCGUCUUCCAACAGAUUCGCAGAAAACAGCUUGAUUUUCUGCAGUGCACACAACCACAGUUCGUUAUAAUAACAUCAAGUGUCUAACCUCAUCAGCCGCAUCACUAAAUAAUAUCGCCAUAACAUCUGAUUAGAAAUAUUAUCUAUAUCACUAACAAUGAGCGAUAAUAAGUUCCGAGGUAACUACAUUGACGACAAAGUGACCCAUACCACAUCCAAGGUUUCCUCGCGAUCGUCUAAUAAAGAGGAAAAUCGCAAAAGAAAAUGCGAACGACGGAUACUGCUGCAGCCGCUUGCCAAAGAUGAUAUGGGGCAGAAGCACAACGACGAGAUGACUAAACACACUUCGACGAGACCGACAAUACGCCACUCUAGAGCAUCGACUGACUUGACCAGUGCAGCCUGUAUAAAAAUUUGUGAACCGCACGGUAAUAACCGAAACUCGGUCGCGGAUACCGGAACCGCAGAAGCUCGUCGUGGUGAGAACGAUCAAAGAUGUCGCGAACGGUAUGCUCUUGUAGAAACCCCUGGAUGUGCCGGUACAUUCAGGAUGUCCAUCGUUUCCGAUCCCGUUUGUGAACGGGAUGAAGAAUGUUUAAUAGAGUUCACAGUGUGGAAAACAAUGAAAAGUCCCAGACCGAGAAGGCUGUGGUUUACGGUCAGACAUACGAUGUCACCCUCAGCCGCUGUCGGCAUACGAUCCUUGGAAGUCUGGGUGGAUCGGAAAAACGACUAUCCUGCUAAAGUGAUAUUUUUGAAGAAAUGACCGCUCAUACACACAUUCACUGUGUUUGAAUCAUGACUUACCAGUGGAAAAUUCUUGAACAUUCAGCGCAGUAUUUAUUUUUUAUCUCUGACACCCACUAGCAACAUAGAAAAUUGUUAAUCACUAAUUAAUAAUUAUUAUUAUAAAACUGAAAAUGUAGAACAUUAGUCAUUACUUGUGCUUGAACAUAGAUUUUUUUACAUUUCAAUUUUUCUGCGGUGUAUGAGAAUAGUUUUAAUAAAUAAUAGGUACAACGUUAUAAAAGUACUUAUAACUUGCACACACACAUUUUAAAACAAUAAAAAGUCAAUAUACAAACAGA
Molecule: messenger RNA, 1253 nt
Organism: Aphis gossypii (cotton aphid)
Lineage: Eukaryota; Metazoa; Arthropoda; Insecta; Hemiptera; Aphididae
Exons: 3
Coding region: 323-931 (202 amino acids)
Source: RefSeq, a predicted model, not a curated record